Nanorana parkeri is the source of this 2003-nucleotide messenger RNA. It is a transcript of the gene PI4K2B, whose product is annotated as phosphatidylinositol 4-kinase type 2 beta. Gene Ontology annotation, cellular component: lysosomal membrane; trans-Golgi network; plasma membrane. Lineage: Eukaryota; Metazoa; Chordata; Amphibia; Anura; Dicroglossidae. The coding region runs from base 75 to 1562 and encodes 495 amino acids. Gene Ontology annotation, molecular function: 1-phosphatidylinositol 4-kinase activity. The transcript has 10 exons. Gene Ontology annotation, biological process: phosphatidylinositol phosphate biosynthetic process; Golgi organization; endosome organization. The record is from RefSeq and is a predicted model, not a curated record.
GGCGAAUCCUACGAGUCCAGUAUGCCGGAUGGAGUAGCUUCGUGAGAUACGCGGUAACGUUUACCAGAGCUGGUAUGGCUGAGGAGAAGCAGGAAGAGCAGAGGGCUGACUCGCCAUUGUUAGUCCUCUUGGAACUCUCGUCAGAGGGAGAAGGAGGGGACGCAGCGCUGGUUCCGUUAGGCACUCAGCCGGGCAGAGUUAAUCCAGGAAGUGCUGUGAGGUAUUUCCCUGAGCGUACACGGGAGGAAGAGGCGGGGGAAGAGGAGCCGCUGCUCAGGAGGUCCGCUGUCCAGUCCCCAAAAACUGCCAGUAAAGGAAGAGUGCGCCUGAGCUCCUCAGACCGGGAGAGCCUGCUCACUAAUUCUGGUAAAUGUUGUGGUACCGAAGAGCUGAAUGUUUUUUCGGAUGAUAUUGAAUUUGCUGACAUUAUUCACAGAGCAGAGCAAGCCAUUGAAAAUGGUGUUUUCCCAGAAAGAAUAUCCCAAGGCUCAAGUGGAAGCUACUUUGUUAAAGAUCCAAAGGGGAAAAUAAUUGGUGUGUUCAAACCAAAAUCGGAGGAGCCUUAUGGUCACCUGAAUCCAAAAUGGACCAAAUAUUUUCACAAAGUCUGCUGUCCUUGCUGCUUUGGUCGUGGUUGCCUUGUUCCAAAUCAGGGAUAUCUGUCUGAAGCUGGAGCUUAUUUAGUGGAUGAUAGACUUGGAUUAGGCGUUGUGCCUAAAACAAAGGUAGUGUUGCUUGUCAGUGAAACUUUCAACUACAGUGCAAUAGACCGUGCAAAGUCAAGAGGCAAGAAAUAUGCCUUAGAAAAAGUACCAACAGUAGGUCGAAAAUUUCACCGGAUAGGUUUACCUCCCAAGGUUGGUUCUUUCCAGCUCUUUGUGGAUGGAUAUAAAGAAGCAGAUUACUGGCUCAGGAGAUUUGAAACGGAACCUCUGCCUGAGAAUACUAGAAAGCAGCUGCAGUCUCAGUUCGAGAGACUUGUCAUUUUAGACUAUGUCAUUCGAAAUACUGACCGAGGCAAUGAUAAUUGGUUAAUUCGAUAUGAAAGUCAAGGUGAAUACACGGAAGGAUCAGAGAAAGCUGCCGACUUCCUGGUAUCAAAGGAGUGGACGGAAAAAGAGCCGGUUAUAAAAGUUGCAGCCAUAGAUAAUGGUCUGGCAUUUCCAUUCAAACAUCCAGAUGAGUGGAGAGCAUAUCCAUUCCUCUGGGUCUGGCUUCCACAAGCUAAAGUUCCUUUUAGUCAGGAGACGAGAGACCUUAUUCUUCCACGUAUCUCCGAUAUGAACUUUGUGCAGGAUCUUUGUGAGGAUCUUCAUGAGCUGUUUAAAACUGAUAAGGGAUUUGACAAGGCAACAUUUGAGAAACAGAUGUCUGUAAUGAGAGGGCAGAUCUUAAAUCUAACACAAGCUUUAAAGGAUGAGAAGAGUCCUAUUCAGUUGGUACAGAUGCCAAAAGUAGUAGUGGAAAGGAGUAGCGAUGGAUGUCAGGGCCGGAUCGUUCACCUGAGUAAUGCAUUCACGCAGACCUUUCACUGCCGGAAGCCAUUCUUCUCUUCCUGGUAGAGGGACGGGAGGAUCUGAAGUCUUCAGUUUGAAGCUGCUGUUUUGCACAAUAACUGCAAUGGGUGAAAACUACUGUCAGUCUCUAAUGGUUGCCAAAGGAUGUACAAUCUAUGAAUGUAAUUCAAUUUACGGUUAAUUGUAGGAAUAAAGUCCGGGUUUCAGGUAGCACUGUAAACUUCUUUCUAUGGCAAGAAACCCGUAUAGGGCAGGGAAAGUGGACAUUAUGGAAGGGGUGAGCAGAGUAUUCCUUCCACAGGGUUUCAUAUAUGCUGGAAUUGUGUGUCCUUGAUUUACAAAUUGCAGUUUUGAUGUUUACAAAAUUGUAAAAAGAAUAUGUAUAUCACAUUUAAUGUAUUUUCCUUCACUGAUGAGAUGCAAUGUCUGCAUUUCCUGGAGUGCCAUGUGCACUCUAGAUAGGGGAAUUAAAUCUUUUCUUGGAUA